GAAUUUAAUCCAAGCACCACGUUGCUGUUAUGCUGAUGCAAGUUCAAUGAGUAAACGAGCAGCUGCGUUGGGCUGACACGUGCGAAAAUGACAGACUGUCAAGGAGAUGCUGCGAGAAGUCCAAUGGAGCUCUAUGAGAAACUGACAGCGCAGGGUGACAUAGUGAGGACUUUAAAAUCGACUAAAGCUGAAAAGGCUGAAAUUGAUGGCGCGGUCCAGUUACUGCUCAAGUUGAAAGUGGAUUACAAACGGGUUACGGGUCAAGACUACAAAGCAGGAUGUCCGCCAUCUGAAAAUUCACUUACCUCUGAAAACGGCUUAGACGGCAACGAUGAUGGUGGUGAUGAAGUUAACCCUUGGAAUGUCUCCACAAAUGACGCAAAGGGUGUUGAUUAUGACAAACUCAUUGUACGCUUUGGUAGCAGUAAAAUUGACCAAGCGUUGGUGGACAGAAUAGAGAAAGUGACAGGACAGAAACCACAUCACUUUCUUCGUCGAGGAAUAUUCUUCUCACACAGAGACAUGCAUCAAGUACUGGACACAUAUGAGAAGCACAAGCCCUUCUUCCUGUACACUGGCAGAGGUCCAUCAUCGCAGGCCAUGCAUGUAGGCCACCUCAUCCCCUUCAUCUUCACCAAAUGGUUGCAAGACGUUUUCGACAUUCCCUUGGUGGUUCAACUGACAGAUGAUGAGAAGUACCUGUGGAAGGACCUGACACUAGAGCAGUGCCACCAGUUUGCUGUGGAGAACGCCAAGGAUAUAAUCGCGUGCGGUUUUGACAUCAACAAGACUUUCAUCUUCUCCGACCUGGACUACAUGGGUGCAUCACCGCAGUUCUACAGGAAUGUAGUGAAGAUCCAAAAGCAUGUGACUUUCAACCAAGUCAAAGGAAUCUUUGGCUUUACAGACAGUGACUGUAUCGGAAAAAUCAGCUUCCCAGCCAUCCAAGCAGCUCCUUCCUUUAGUAACUCUUUUCCACACAUCUUUGGAGACAAAAAAGACAUUCAGUGUCUUAUCCCGUGUGCCAUAGACCAGGACCCCUACUUCCGAAUGACGCGCGACGUGGCUCCGAGAAUCGGCUAUCCCAAGCCGGCCUUGUUGCACUCCACUUUCUUCCCCGCCCUACAGGGAGCGCAGACCAAGAUGAGCGCCAGUGACGCCAAUUCGUCGAUCUUUCUCACCGACACAGCCAAACAGAUCAAGAACAAAAUCAACAAGUAUGCAUUUUCGGGAGGGAAAGACACGAUUGAGGAACACCGAAAGUAUGGCGGCAAUGUAGACGUGGACGUCUCCUUCAUGUAUUUGACCUUCUUCCUGGAAGAUGACCAGAAACUACAAAAAAUAAGAGAGGACUACUCAAGCGGCGCACUCUUGACCGGAGAACUGAAGAAGAUCUUGAUCGAAACCCUGCAGCCAAUCAUAGCUGAGCAUCAGGAGCGACGCAAGCAAAUUACGGACGAGGCAGUCAAGCAGUUCAUGACACCCCGGCGUUUGAAUUUUAACCACUAACUCGCUUAAUGAAAGAACAAAAAUAUAUAUAUCUUGAUCAAAACUCAUGUCAUUAUUCCGGGGAAGGAAGGGUUUCUAUUGGGACUUGGGAAGAUAUUGUCAAUGACUCUAUGGAAGACAUGUCUGCACUGUAUCUUCAUGUUUGAUAAUUGACUGCUAUUGACACUGAUAGGUGUCCAAUACAAUUGAACUAGGAGGUCUGGAACUAUCGCUGUCACUUAUACAGUGUAUCACAAAAGUGAGUACACCCCUCGCAUUCCUGCAGAUAUUUGCGUAUGUCUUUUCACGGGACAACACUGACAAAAUGACACUUUGACACAAUGAAAAGUAGUCUGUUUGCAGCUUAUAUAAUAGAGUUAAUUUAUU
This is a messenger RNA of Corythoichthys intestinalis (scribbled pipefish), 1875 nucleotides long. It is a transcript of the gene wars1, whose product is annotated as tryptophan--tRNA ligase, cytoplasmic. The transcript is spliced from 11 exons. Bases 88 to 1509 code for a protein of 473 amino acids. Gene Ontology annotation, biological process: tryptophanyl-tRNA aminoacylation. The record is from RefSeq and is a predicted model, not a curated record. Lineage: Eukaryota; Metazoa; Chordata; Actinopteri; Syngnathiformes; Syngnathidae. Gene Ontology annotation, molecular function: tryptophan-tRNA ligase activity; ATP binding. Gene Ontology annotation, cellular component: cytoplasm.